AUGCACUUCGCAUACCCCCCUCGCAAGAACUCCAACCCACCACCCUUCAAGCAGCGCUCGUCGCAAAUACCGCCAAUUCUGCGCCGAAUCCGCAAAAGAACAGCGGUUUUACUUCUCCUCGGAGCUAUUGGAUUUAUGUUUUUCCUCUUUGGACUGAAAGGCGAAACGCCAUACCGCGAGCAUGUUCCGUCAGGCAGACCCCCCGUUGUCGUUGUGACGGUCUUGGACAAUACACAGUACAACGAAGCCUAUUUAGAAUCGAUUCGACACAACCGAGAGCAAUAUGCGUCAAGAAACGGAUAUGAAACCAUGAUUGUACGAGCAUCUGACUACGACACUGGCAAAUUCCCACGAUCAUGGGCCAAGAUUAUCGCGAUGCGCCAUGCGCUGUCAAAAUACCCCGAUGCCACUUAUGUCUGGUUCCUCGACCAAAACGCUUACAUUAUGGAGCUCGACAAGAAGUUAGAGGAGCAGGUGGUGAAUCCGGCGAAACUAGAAAGCCUAAUGAUUAAGGACUGGUCUAUAGUGCCGCCGGACAGCAUUAUCAAGACAUUUUCCCACCUCAAGGGUGAAGAUGCAGGUCUUGUCAUCAGCCAAGACGAGACAGGGUUGGUAACUAACAGUUACAUCCUCAAAAACGGUGAAUGGGCCAAGUUCUUUGUCGAGACAUGGAUGGACCCUCUGUACCAGAGCUACAACUUCCAAAAAGCCGAGCGACAUGCGCUUGAACAUAUUGUCCAAUGGCACCCUACCAUUCUCUCUAAGCUUGCGCUCAUACCCCAGCGCACGUUUGCCUCAUACGGCCGCAACAAGGAAGGCAAUGCAUACCGUGACGGGGACUUUGUCACCCUCUUGGUCGACUGCACAGUUACAGGUCCGACGUCGUGUGAUAAGCAAUCGCAUUUCUACCUGCAGCAGUUGAAGAACAAGUUUGGUGAUGCCAGCGUGAAAAAGCUGCAAUGA
Fusarium mangiferae is the source of this 963-nucleotide messenger RNA. RefSeq lists its product as uncharacterized. Gene Ontology annotation, cellular component: Golgi membrane; mannan polymerase complex. The record is from RefSeq and is a predicted model, not a curated record. Lineage: Eukaryota; Fungi; Ascomycota; Sordariomycetes; Hypocreales; Nectriaceae. Gene Ontology annotation, biological process: protein N-linked glycosylation. The coding region runs from base 1 to 963 and encodes 320 amino acids. Gene Ontology annotation, molecular function: alpha-1,6-mannosyltransferase activity. The transcript is spliced from 3 exons.